AUGAAGUCUUCUUUGAUUGUUCUCGCUGCAAGCUUCAGCUUUGCAUUUGCCCAAAACAGUUUCUGUCCUGGAAAUGCCAUCACUGUGACGAUUACUCCGACUGUUACGAAGACUUGCGGGGGUACCAUUUAUACAACAACGACCCUGAAAGCGACCACCGUCACAGUUCCACCUUCAGAAGCCUCCCACUCCAUUGUAACUGUAGCUUCGACCCUUUAUCUCACGCCAUCUCCAGUUGCCGAGCUUCCGUCGUCGUCCAUUCUUGAGGCCGCAAGCAGCGCCAGCCCUCUGAUUUCGUAUAAAGCAUCGUCCGCUGGAACCCCCACCACACUCUCAUUCGUGUAUGCCUCCACAGCAGCGGCAGGGCUUGCUGGCAAGAAGGAGGCAGCGCACACUUCGGUUUCGAAACUAGCCUCUUCUUCCAUCAAGGCUUCCACUUCCGUCAAGGCCUCAUCUUCCAAGGUUUCUUCCGCCGCUGCAGCGGCUACACCAUCUUCAAGCAGCGACAAUGCAUUGGGUGGUAGCAACUCUGGUCAGGCAACAUAUUAUGGAGAUGGCAGCAUCUCAGGCGGCAUGUGCUCCUUUACCACAUACACUCUUCCUUCUGGCAUUUUCGGGACCGCCCUUUCAGACUCAAAUUGGGAUACCGCCGCGAACUGUGGUGCAUGUGUCUCUGUGACCGGGCCAAGUGGUAACUCUGUAAGAGCGAUGAUUGUAGAUCAAUGCCCAGGAUGCGGCCUCAAUCACCUAGACCUCUUCCCCGACGCUUUCUCUGCCCUGGCCGACCCGAGUAAGGGCGUUAUUGACGUAUCGUGGAACGUUGUGCCUUGCGACAUCACAUCUCCAAUCACCCUCCACAACAAAGACGGAGUCUCUGCGUACUGGUUCUCCAUGCAAGUUGUCAACGCAAACGUUCCUGUGAAAUCCCUCGAAGUAUCUACCGACAACUCCGUCACAUGGCAGGCCACUGAGCGCCAAGACUACAACUUCUUCCAACAGGCUAGCGGGUUUGGCACCACUACGGUCGAUGUCCGUGUCACCAGCACUACAGGCGAAAAGAUCAUUGUGAAGGGUGUCAAUAUAGCGAGCGGGGCGAGCACUGAAGCGAGCUCCAACUUCUCUUCUUGAGUUCGGAGCUCAUCCUAGAGAACAGUCAAAGCUGUUGAGUACGGUGUCUUCCAGCUACGAUAACAGAUCAAGUCGUUUCUUUUGAUUUACGGACCCAGGGGUGUCCGGAAAAGAUCGUAUUUCCAUUCUCAUGUAUAUAUACAUCUAUUGGCCCAAGCCCAAUUUCAUGAGGGAGCGCAGAGUUGCGCCUUCAAAUUUAAGCUAGCAUUCGCUAAUCUAAGUCCAGU
This is a messenger RNA of Mytilinidion resinicola, 1355 nucleotides long. RefSeq names its product barwin-like endoglucanase. NCBI's taxonomy places the organism in Eukaryota, Fungi, Ascomycota, Dothideomycetes, Mytilinidiales, Mytilinidiaceae. The record is from RefSeq and is a predicted model, not a curated record. The transcript has 3 exons. Bases 1 to 1128 code for a protein of 375 amino acids.